AAUAAAUAUGCCCAAGCAGAAGUGAAUCCUACAGUGGUUGUUUUGAAAUGAUUAUAUGUUUAAAUGUCAAAUUUUGGAACAUGAAGGCAGAAUGAGAUAAGCAUCUGUAGCAAAAUUUAAAAAUAACAUCGCAUAUGCUGUUGUCAUGUACUCCCCGAUUGAUACUGUAUCACACUCAUUGCCACCUCAACCAGUUGGAAGAAUAUCAUAUAACUAUAAUAUUGCACAGGAAGAACUAUCCUAUGCCUCAAAUAGAACUCCUCCUCGUCCUUAUGUUGAAAUUUUAGAGCAACCUGUAUCUAUAGGUGCACGAUUUCGUUAUAAAUGUGAAGGACGUUCUGCAGGAUGUAUAAGAGGAAUUAACAGUUCAGAUAAACAAAAGACUUAUCCAACAAUAAAAGUUCAUGGCUAUCAGGGUGCGGCAGGUGUUGUGGUAUCUUGUGUCACAAAAGAUGGACCUCCUUAUUAUCCACAUCCACAUAAUCUAGUGGGAAAAACAUGUGCUAAUGGUGUUUGCUAUAAAUCUAUUAAUACUCCUGAUAUGGUAUGCAAUUUUGCCAAUCUUGGGAUACAAUGUGUCAAGAAGAAAGAUAUUAAAGAAUCUCUUUCUCAUAGAGAAGCUAUACAAGUAGAUCCAUUUGGAACUGGGUUUUCUCAUCAUUUAGAACCAAACAAGAUAAAUCUGAAUGCUCUUAGAUUAUGUUUUCAAGUUUUUUUACCAGAUGAGCAUGGGAAGUUAUGUAUUCCUCUUCCACCUGUGAUAAGCAAUCCUAUUUUUGAUAAUAAAACUAUAUCAGAUCUUACAAUAACUAAGUUAAGUCAUUAUUCUGCACCUGUCACUGGGGGCCAAGAAGUCAUUUUAUUGUGUGAUCAAGUUAAUAAAGACGAUAUUCAAAUUUUAUUUUUUGAAGAAAAUGAUAACAAAAUUGUUUGGUGUGAUCAUGGUAAAUUUGCACCUCAUCAUGUGCACCGUAAAGCUGCAAUUUCAUUCCAAACACCUGCUUAUAAGAACAUAAAUCUUCAGCAUUCUCUUGACUGUUUCAUUCAGUUAAGAAGGCCUUCUGAUGGAGCUGUAGGAAAACCGAGAACUUUCACUUUUCUUCCUUUGAAGCAAGAUCCUGAAGGUUUGGCAAGAAAACGUAACAAAUUUGAAGCUCUGCGCCUAGAUCGCAUUCUUCAACCAAAUAAUUUGCCCUCAAUUGCUAACCGCCCUGUUCUGCCCAGGGUUAUAAAGCAAGCUGUCAGAUCCAAAAAUUUUCAAAGUGGUGCAGUGAAUAAUUUUCAAAGAAAUUUUGUACCUGAGAAUGGUUAUCAGAUACAGCCUUCAUCAUCAAUGCAAGAUAUCAAUUUUAUUCCAAAUGUUAGUGCAAAUAGUCAAAAUCUGCACAAUUCCAAUCCCAUGGCUGGUGUAAGUAUGCCUUCCAAUUCUCAAUCAUGUUCCCCUCGCCAAAAGGUGGAAGACAUACUAGCAGUUGCCAAGGAACAGAUUGGCAUGAACAAUACUCAAGCAUUUUGUGAAACAACAAGUGAUGAAACUUUAGAUAAGCUGAGUAGCCUUGACUUGGGAAUUGAUCCCAAUGACUUAGAUGUUAAUUUAAGUGGAAUUACAUUGGAUUCUUUCUCUGAACCUUCGGGUAUGAAUUUUUCUUCAUCAAUUAUGGAAACAAAGAUGAUGCCUGAAAAACUGUAAUAUGCACUGAUUAAAAUUUGCUUUUAAAAAGUUAUGUUUGUUAUUGUUUGUCUUAUUAUAGUUUAUUCUUAUUAGAAGCAUUUAUAUUUUGGUUAAUAUGAAAGUAUAAAAUUGAAAAGUUAUUAUUAAUUUUCAAAAUUGUUUUUAUAGUGUUUUCUUUAGAGCUCUUAUUGUACAUAUAAUUAUAUGUAUAUGUGUGCUGAAUCAUGUUCAU
This is a messenger RNA of Argiope bruennichi, 1904 nucleotides long. Its product is annotated as embryonic polarity protein dorsal-like. The coding region runs from base 146 to 1690 and encodes 514 amino acids. Gene Ontology annotation, cellular component: cytoplasm. The transcript has 11 exons. The record is from RefSeq and is a predicted model, not a curated record. Gene Ontology annotation, biological process: regulation of DNA-templated transcription; inflammatory response; canonical NF-kappaB signal transduction. Gene Ontology annotation, molecular function: DNA binding; DNA-binding transcription factor activity. NCBI's taxonomy places the organism in Eukaryota, Metazoa, Arthropoda, Arachnida, Araneae, Araneidae.